This is a messenger RNA of Phytophthora infestans T30-4, 399 nucleotides long. RefSeq lists its product as uncharacterized. The transcript is spliced from 2 exons. The coding region runs from base 1 to 399 and encodes 132 amino acids. The record is from RefSeq and is a predicted model, not a curated record. Lineage: Eukaryota; Oomycota; Peronosporomycetes; Peronosporales; Peronosporaceae.
AUGUCAUCCAAGCGAGAAGUACGGACGUCAACUGGCGAGACAGCGACGGAAUAUAAGGAACGCAGAGACGCCACGGAGCGACGACGCAAGAUCCGAGUGCUGCAUGCAGGAGAGAUCUAUGCCGACAUGUACGCCGAGUACAUAGCCAUCGGCUGUUCGUUCGUCAUGCUCUUUUUCUUUCGACAUCACCCGCAGUACGAGUUCAACGCACAACUGGUGAAUCUGGGGUAUCUUCAGAUGACUGUGGAGGUCGUCGUUGAUUUCCUCGCUUGCGUACUGGAAGCCACACGUGGAGUCGAGUUUAAGAGCUUCGACCAGAACGACCCGUUCCUGAUCUUCUUCCUGGCCAUGUUGACGUUCUCCAAUAUCGGCAUUUCGGCUGGCUUGUACAUGCACUAG